UUAGAGUGGAUCCUCUAUUAAUCCAAAGCUAAUUUUCAUACUUUUUCUUUUUUUUUUUAAAUAUGAAUGAGCUACAUUUUUGGUGAGGACCAAGUGUAUGUGGGAAGGGUGAGUCUUGGAAGAAAAUCACUCUGACACAAGGAACUCAAGGAACCUUCAUUUUCACUCACGUACUUGGAGCAAACCUAACUUUUGUGGUCCUUCAUUUUAAGGUCACAAGGAAUUGCUAUCAUCCAACAUCCGGAAUGAGACUAAGAUCCAUUGGGCAUUAAGUGGAUUGUACUGAACUCAAAAAAGGGAUGUGGAAUUCCGCAGAGUGGUGAGACUGGGAGAAGAGACAUCUCCAUCUUGUCUUUCCAUCCACCCCAAACUGAAUGGGGAGUGUUCCUACAGUCCCCUGAGGUGUAUGUCGCUCCAGGAUUAAUAGUGUAUCUGGGAACCAGGCUCAACAAGAUGCUCAAUUCCAUCAAAUGUGUGUUGGUGGGGGAUGCAGCUGUGGGCAAAACAGCUCUCUUGGUGCGCUUCACAUCGGAGACAUUCCCUGAAAUGUAUAAGCCCACCGUGUAUGAGAAUGCGGGGGUAGAUGUCUUCAUGGAUGGUAUCCAGAUCAGUCUGGGUCUUUGGGACACAGCAGGCAAUGAUGCCUUCAAAAGCAUACGCCCGCUAUCCUACCAGCAGGCAGAUGUGGUGCUCAUGUGCUAUUCUGUGGCCAACCAUAACUCCUUUCUGAGCCUGAGGAACAAAUGGAUUGCCGAGAUACGGAGCAAUUUGCCCUGUACCCCAGUGUUGGUGGUGGCCACACAGACUGACCAGCGGGAAAUGGGACCCCACAGGGCCUCUUGUAUAAACUCGGUGGAUGGGAAACGGCUGGCCCAGGAGGUAAAGGCCAAGGGCUACCUGGAGUGCUCAGCUCUUAGCAACCGAGGGGUGCAACAGGUAUUCGAGUGUGCUGUCAGGACUGCAGUUAAUCAUGCUCGGAGGAGAAGUAGGAGGAAGCUCUUCUCCAUUAAUGAAUGCAAGAUCUUUUAAACCUUCAAGACGGACUAAACACCAUGAUUAGUCCCAACAGAAGAUCCUUGACUAGGUUGGGGUUGUGAGGCGGGCCUUGUGCAUUCCUGUUCCAUCCUCGUAUUUUGUACAGAUUGUUUUUCUUCUCCUGCAUGUUGUUUUUCACUAAAAACAUUGGCCAUUAUGUGUUUUACUAAAGUACACUUUACACAGGAACCAUUUUUGAUGACUUCAUCUAAUCUGAACAGGCCCUAGAGGCCUUAAGUGGACAUUUUUCUAUUUUGUUUUGUUUUUACAUCUCCCUUUCUUUUAGUUCUUUUAUUUAAUUAUGACUCAUUGCAAACUCAUUGCAUAGGACUCAGAGUUUUGCUAGCAACAGGAAGGUAACUGGAUAUCGAAUUGAGUUUUUUGCUGAACUCCAUAUUUAAAGACCAUUUUAUUUAAAAUCAAAAGCAAAGAAAAAACAUUUAGCUUUUGCAUGUAGCUCAUUUACACACUUGGCAAUUCCCCUCUUCCCCACUUAAUCACCAACAUAAACUGCUAAAAAAAAUACUAAAUAGCUUCUCGGAGCUUGACAAUGUAUUAGUUUUUUUUUUCUUCAUGUAGCAGGAAUUUUGUUUGAACCCACUUAACAACUGUGUUUUUUUUUAAACCAGGUAAUUAAACUCAAAAGAGCAAUGAACUAAUUAUGACAUCUAAUUUCCCAGACACCUAUCUUGCUUUAAACUUGCAUAACAAAAUAUAGUUUAAUUAUCUUGAAAGCUUUCAAAAUGAUUAUAAUUUUAGGAACCCGUAAUUUGUUGUCAUUUCUAUUCCUUAGUAAAUGGUUUUUUUAAUUGUACACAACAUAGUACCCUUUAUCACCAAUGUGCCUUGCACUUAAUAAAUAUUUAUUGACACUAUGAGUUUCCAGUUAUUCUUCAAGUGUGAUCAUUACAGCAGUGCCCCAAAGAAAAUAAUAGUUGCUCUUUUUUUUUUUUCAGAGGAAGGAACUGUGAGGUGUAGGGACCUCACAGGAAACAGAAGCCUCCCCUGAUACUUUAGUUAAUGUUUACUACAUUUUUCUCCCCCUGAGUGUUUUCAGUUCCUUAUGUGCUGAUGGGGUGUUGUUUUUGCAAUGACAUUUAGCACAAAUUUAUUUUCUUUGGAGCCCACUCCUUGAGCUAUCAGAAUAACAAAAACAUUUCAAGAUAUUGGGAAGAACUUCGUAUUUUUUUUUUGUUACCCUCCCCAAAUUGUUGUUUUCCCUCAAGUUUUAGAGAUAUAGGGAUUUCAGGAAGCAUUCAGGUGAAAAUGCCACAAAGCAGUAUGGUGGAACCAGUGAGUAGGUGCAAGAAAGCUAGAAAACAUCUAGGGUAAGCUGGCUGGGUUACAAAAUAAAGUUACCUGUGGAGAUAGAGAACAGCUAGAAAAAAUAAUCAUAUAAUAACAUUUCAUCUAGUGGCUAUGGUGCUGAAAGGGUUAACUAAGUUGACUGUGCCGAUUGUGUUGUGUGAGCAACAAAGGAGUGCCUGUUUACCUAGCAAGUUUUCCUCAAAUAAAACUUA
Messenger RNA from Dromiciops gliroides (monito del monte), 2555 nucleotides. RefSeq names its product ras homolog family member H (gene RHOH). Gene Ontology annotation, molecular function: GTPase activity; GTP binding. The record is from RefSeq and is a predicted model, not a curated record. Gene Ontology annotation, biological process: small GTPase-mediated signal transduction. NCBI's taxonomy places the organism in Eukaryota, Metazoa, Chordata, Mammalia, Microbiotheria, Microbiotheriidae. Bases 454 to 1029 code for a protein of 191 amino acids. The transcript has 2 exons.